AUGGCUAUGCAAAGUCUGUAUCUGAAAGAACAUGAAGGGAUUGCACACAAUUUUGUGGGGCAAUUGUCGUCUGGUAAUAGUGGUUCAGCAACAGCAACAUGGUGGAGUGGUUUUGGAUCUCAGUCUGUUUAUGGAGAGACUGGUGGUGGACAAAUCAAAUCGUUUUCGUUGGAGCCGUCUUUCGCGGUUGGUGACCAACUUGCUGGAAAUAAGCAGUCUGGUAGAGGAGCUGAGCAUGUGAUGGGGAAAGGGCAUGGCAAUCAGUUUACCAUCUUUCCAGACGAUUUUAAAAUGUCGGGUGAUGCGCAAAAGCCUCAUACAGCCAUAUCACUGCAGUCAUCACUCCCCGAUACCCCGACUCGUUUCGAGCUAGGAUUUAGUCAGCCAAUGAUCUGUACGAAAUAUCCUUGCGCAGAUCAGUUUUAUGGACUCAUUUCAACUUAUGGACCUCAAAUUCCGGGACGCAUAAUGCUGCCACUUAACAUGACAUCUGAUGAUGGACCGAUUUAUGUAAAUGCUAAGCAGUACCAUGGAAUCAUUAGACGCCGGCAGUCUCGCGCCAAAGCUGUUCUUGGCCAGAAAUUGAUCAAACGUCGCAAGCCCUACAUGCACGAGUCUCGUCAUCUCCAUGCAAUGCGGCGGCCAAGAGGGUGCGGUGGCCGUUUCUUGAACACGAAGAAAUCAUCUAAAGGAGAUGGUAAAAGUGUAAGCAAAGUGCAUAAAUUCUGCGGUCAACAAUUGCAGUGCAGCGGCUCUCCGAGUUCUGAACUCUUUGAAUCUGAUGUUGGAACUUUAAACUCGUCAAAAGAAACUAACGGUAGCAGUCCGAAUAUUUCUGGGUCCGAGGUGACUAGUUUGUAUUCGAGGGGAAAUCUUGGCAGCUUUUCCGUCAAUCAUCUUGGACCUAGUGUCCACUCGUUGGCAGACAUGAUCGAUGGUGGGCGUGGCGUUAUCAUGCCUACCAAAUGGGUUACAGCAGCUGGCAACUGCUGUAAUCUUGAAGCUUGA
Molecule: messenger RNA, 1008 nt
Organism: Lathyrus sativus (Indian pea)
Lineage: Eukaryota; Viridiplantae; Streptophyta; Magnoliopsida; Fabales; Fabaceae
Source: the annotation of a GenBank genome assembly